AUGGAGGGCGACGGGGUGCCGUGGGCGAGCGAGCCCGUCUCGGGUCCCGGCCCGGGCGGCGGCGGAAUGAUCCGCGAGCUGUGCCGGGGCUUCGGCCGCUACCGCCGCUACCUGGGCCGGCUGCGGCAGAACCUGCGCGAAACCCAGAAGUUCUUCCGCGACAUCAAGUGCUCCCACAACCACAGUUGUCCCUCCUCCCCCACGGGCGACGACGGCGGGGCCGAGCGCGGCCCUGCCGGCGACGUCGCCGAGACCGGGCUGCAGGCGGGCCAGCUGAGCUGCAUUGCCUUUCCAGCUAAGGAAGAGAAGUACCUCCAGCAGAUUGUGGACUGCCUGCCCUGCAUCUUGAUCCUCGGCCAGGACUGUAAUGUCAAGUGUCAGCUGUUGAACCUGCUGCUGGGGGUGCGGGUGCUUCCCGCCAGGCUGGGCAGCGAGGAGAACUGUAAGCUUCGGCGCCUCCACUUCACCUAUGGGACUCAGACUCGGGUCAGCCUGGCACUCCCGGGCCAGUACGAACUAGUGCACACGCUGGUUGCUCACCAGGGCAACUGGGAGACCAUCCCCGAGGAGGACCUGGAAGUCCAAGAGGACGGUGAGGACGCUGCCCAUGUUUUAGCCGAACUGGAGGUGACGAUGCACCAUGCCCUCUUACAGGAAGUGGACAUUGUGGUAGCACCGUGCCAAGGCCUCCGGCCUGCAGUGGAUGUUCUGGGUGACUUGGUGAACGAUUUCUUGCCUGUGAUAACCUAUGCACUCCACAAAGAUGAACUCUCUGAGAGGGAUGAGCGAGAGCUUCAGGAAAUCCGAAAGUAUUUCUCCUUUCCCGUAUUCUUUUUCAAAGUGCCGAAGCUGGGCUCGGAGAUCAUUGCCUCCUCUACCAGAAGACUGGAGAACGAAAGGUCACCGCUCCAUCACCAGCUGAUUGGCCUGGGCUAUCUGAGCAGCAGUCACUGUAACUGUGGGGCUCCUGGCCAAGACACUAAAGCCCAGAGCAUGUUGGUGGAACAAAGUGAGAAACUGAGACACUUGAGCACGUUUUCUCACCAGGUGCUACAGACUCGCCUGGUGGACGCGGCCAAGGCCCUGAAUCUGGUGCACUGCCGCUCCCUUGACAUCUUUAUUAACCAGGCUUUUGACAUGCAGCGGGACCUGCAGAUUACUCCCAAACGUCUGGAGUAUACUCGAAAAAAGGAAAAUGAGCUGUAUGAAUCAUUGAUGAAUAUUGCCAAUCGAAAGCAGGAGGAAAUGAAGGACAUGAUUGUCGAGACGCUGAACACCAUGAAGGAGGAACUUCUGGAUGAUGCUGCCAACAUGGAAUUUAAAGAUGUCAUUGUCCCUGAGAACGGAGAGCCAGUGGGCACCAGAGAAAUCAAAUGCUGCAUCCGACAGAUACAGGAGCUCAUCAUCUCCCGGCUUAAUCAGGCGGUGGCGAACAAGCUGAUCAGCUCAGUGGAUUACCUGCGCGAGAGCUUUGUCGGCACCCUGGAACGGUGCCUGCAGAGCCUGGAGAAGUCCCAGGAUGUCUCAGUUCACAUCACCAGUAAUUAUCUCAAACAGAUCUUAAAUGCCGCCUAUCACGUCGAAGUUACGUUUCACUCAGGGUCCUCGGUUACAAGGAUGCUGUGGGAGCAAAUCAAACAGAUCAUCCAGCGUAUCACAUGGGUGAGCCCACCCGCCAUCACACUGGAAUGGAAGAGGAAGGUGGCCCAGGAAGCCAUCGAGAGCCUCAGUGCCUCUAAAUUGGCCAAGAGCAUUUGCAGCCAGUUCCGGACCCGACUCAACAGUUCUCAUGAGGCUUUUGCAGCCUCCUUGCGGCAGCUAGAAGCUGGCCACUCAGGUCGGUUGGAGAAAACAGAAGAUCUCUGGUUGAAGGUUCGCAAGGAUCAUGCCCCCCGCCUGGCUCGCCUUUCUCUGGAAAGCCGCUCUUUACAGGAUGUCUUGCUACAUCGUAAACCUAAACUGGGUCAGGAACUGGGCCGGGGCCAGUACGGCGUGGUGUACCUGUGUGACAACUGGGGAGGACACUUCCCGUGUGCCCUCAAGUCGGUCGUCCCUCCGGAUGAGAAGCACUGGAAUGACCUGGCUUUGGAGUUUCACUACAUGAGGUCUCUGCCGAAGCACGAGCGCUUGGUGGACCUCCACGGCUCAGUCAUCGACUACGGCUAUGGCGGCGGCUCCAGCAUCGCCGUGCUGCUCAUCAUGGAGAGGCUGCACCGGGACCUCUACACUGGGCUGAAGGCUGGGCUGACGCUGGAGACACGUCUACAGAUAGCACUAGAUGUGGUGGAAGGAAUCCGCUUCCUGCACAGCCAGGGACUUGUCCACCGUGAUAUCAAGCUAAAAAAUGUCCUGCUGGACAAGCAGAACCGUGCCAAGAUCACUGACUUAGGGUUCUGCAAGCCAGAGGCCAUGAUGUCAGGCAGCAUUGUGGGGACACCAAUCCAUAUGGCCCCUGAACUUUUCACAGGGAAAUACGACAACUCCGUCGAUGUCUACGCCUUUGGCAUCCUCUUCUGGUAUAUCUGCUCGGGCUCCGUCAAGCUCCCCGAAGCAUUUGAGAGGUGUGCCAGCAAAGACCAUCUCUGGAACAAUGUGCGAAGAGGGGCCCGGCCGGAGCGUCUGCCUGUGUUCGACGAGGAGUGCUGGCAGCUGAUGGAGGCCUGCUGGGACGGCGACCCUUCCCAGAGGCCCCUCCUGGGCAUCGUGCAGCCCAUGCUCCGGGGCAUCAUGGACCGGCUGUGCGCGUCCGCUUCGGAGCAGCCGAACCGGGGACUGGAUGACUCUACUUGA
Molecule: messenger RNA, 2790 nt
Organism: Puma concolor (puma)
Lineage: Eukaryota; Metazoa; Chordata; Mammalia; Carnivora; Felidae
Gene: DSTYK
Product: dual serine/threonine and tyrosine protein kinase
Biological process (GO): negative regulation of apoptotic process; protein phosphorylation; cellular response to fibroblast growth factor stimulus
Cellular component (GO): cytoplasm
Molecular function (GO): protein kinase activity; ATP binding
Source: RefSeq, a predicted model, not a curated record